Molecule: messenger RNA, 3348 nt
Organism: Epinephelus lanceolatus (giant grouper)
Lineage: Eukaryota; Metazoa; Chordata; Actinopteri; Perciformes; Serranidae
Product: high affinity cGMP-specific 3',5'-cyclic phosphodiesterase 9A-like
Biological process (GO): signal transduction
Molecular function (GO): 3',5'-cyclic-nucleotide phosphodiesterase activity
Source: RefSeq, a predicted model, not a curated record
CAUUUAUAUUUAUUUUAAUAUUAUGGUGCAUCCAGGUUGUAAACAUGUGUCAUAAACAUCAGUGGUUCACAGUAAGUUGCAGUGUCAAAGUAUAGACAUGCCAGAGAAGUAAACAGUAAACAGUAAACAGUAAACAGUGAGGCCAGAGUAAACAAAGCGGCCGGGGUCCAGACAGCGCUGAGAGGGCACCAUGUCCCCGUGAGGAUGAGUGGGUGGACCCUCUGUCAGCUGCAGGUGUCCCUUUGACCCUCCACAGACUCAAUGUGUUGGUGUCACAGUCAAGAGGUCUCAGCUGGGAGCAGGUCGCGUCCCGCCUGGCUCGCUCUCGGAUGAUGACAACAAAAAUCAUUCACUUCAUGGUCAACGGGAGGCUGGAGCACGCCGAGUUUGGAGACGACUGCUCGGCCGCAGACGUCAAAGAUCUGUUCCGGGCGGCGGCGGAGGCGGGGCCUCACCACAUCCUGAAGAUGUACAACACAGACGGCAGCGUGCUGAACAUCUCCCCGCGCCUGAAGCCCAACAGCCAGGACUCGUACUACCGACUGGAGGUGGUGGCGUCCGAUCCGAAGAGUGUGGGGCUGCCAAAGGAGCUGGACACCAUGGAGUACAGGCUGCGUCAUCUGGAGAACAAGGUCAUCGAAGACGUGGGGAAGAGUCCGGAUAUUAUCUGUGACCUGAAGAGCCAAGUGGAGUCGUUCAAGAGGAAGCUGGAGAGUGUGGGCCACCUGAGCUGGAUGGGUCUGUUCAAGGAGGACAGCGACCAUCAGCUCUCCAAGAUCUCCAUGAAACCCAAAACGCCUCAGCUGAGCGUGCAGGAGGAGCGCCAACAAGUCCGCAAGAAGUUCCUCAGCAUGAGCUCGCUGCAGGUGACAGAGGAAGUGAGAGAGAAUCUGAAAACCCCCAUUUUUGACAACUGGCAGUGGGAGGAGGCGGAGAUGCUGGUGCUCCUCCAGGUGAUGUUCACCGACCUGGACUUCCUGACGGCGUUCCACAUCGAGCUUGAGGUCCUGCAGAACUUCCUGUUCGAGGUCUACUGCCACUACAACAACAUCCCCUUCCACAACUUCAGGCACUGCUUCUGCGUCACUCAGAUGAUGUACGGGCUGAUCUGGCUGACAGACCUCCGGAGUAAAAUAGCGAAAAUCGACCUGCUGAUCAUGUUGACCUCGGCUCUGUGCCACGACCUCGACCACCCUGGCUACAACAACGUCUACCAGAUCAACGCUCAGACCGACCUAGCUCUUCGCUACAACGACAUUUCACCCCUGGAAAACCACCACUGUGCCGUCGCCUUUAGCAUCAUGUCCAAGCCAGAAUGCAACAUCUUGAAAAACCUGACCUGUGAGCAGUACAAACACAUCCGAGGAGGAAUGAUCAGGUGUAUUCUGGCCACCGACAUGGCGAGACACAACGAAAUUCUCAACAAGUUCAAAUCCAUGCAGCCGGUGUUCGACUUCACCAACAAGGACCACAAGGAAGUGCUGAUGAAGAUCAUGGUGAAGGUGAGCGACAUCUCCAACGAGGCGAGGCCAAUGGCCGUGGCCGAGCCGUGGCUCGACUGUCUGCUGCAGGAGUUCUUCAACCAGAGCGACACAGAGAAACUUAAAGGGCUUCCAGUGACUCCCUUCAUGGACCGAGACAAAGUGUCCAAACCGUCCUCUCAGACCAAGUUCAUCCGGUUUGUCCUCCUGCCGCUCUUCAGUGAGCUCACCAAGCUGUUCCCCUGUCUGGAGCGACACAUUCUGGAGCCGGUGAGGAGGGCGCUGGAGUAUUACUCCGACCUGGAGAGAGCCAGCAAGACGGAGGAGGAGGAGGGGACGGCCAAAGCAUGAGGAAGAAGAAGAGGAGGAAGAAGAAGAGGUCUAAUAGUCUCGACGUUUCCAUCCCCAGGAUGCGUUAGCGGACACAUUAUAUUUAGUGUGCUAGUUACAGCAUGUGAAACAUUAGCUUUUGAAAUAUAACUUAUAUUCUAAGUUAGGAACACAACUGCACCUUAUACGUUUGUUGAUAUAUAAGAUGACAAUCAAAGAUACGUGAUGCUUUUGUUUUUUUCAAUACGUAAUUACUGAUGAUUCAUCUUCUGGUAAAAACCUCUUGAAUGUCUAGAUCUUAAGUUACCAGAGAAAAAAGGUGAGCACACAUUAGCAGGAGCUAGGCAAACAGCUUGUCUCUGGCCUCAACAAUUGCUCAGCUUGUUUCUCUGAUAAGUUAAGAUCCAGACGUUCAGGAGGUUUUUCUCAGGAGCCGAAUUAUCCACAGAGGUCUCUUUCUCUCUAAAACAAACUGAUCAGGUGAUUUAAACUGCUAAAUACACUAAAUAAAGUAGUUUCACAUUAAAAAUCAGUCAUUUUCAGAUGUUGUUUGACACAGCAGGGGCUGGAGCUGAGCUAUAGCUAAUGUUUGCUCAGCUUGUUUCUCUGAUAACUUAAAAUCCAGACAUCCGAUGACUAAAAUUCUUCCUCCAGUUACAACACAUGUAAAAAAAAAAUGACCAAGAUUUUUAAGUUAAUUGUAAAAAUGUGACUUAAAAUUGGAUAUAAAGUCAAUUUAUGCCACGGACAGGCGAUGGCGACUAUAAGAAAAUGAAUUUCUCUGAGUUUGAAUAUUGUUGGAAACGUUUGGGAUAAUAUACCUUAACUGAAUAUAAACACUGGUUUGUUGUUUUUAGACAUUUUAAUGCUAAAAAAUUACAUAUUGCACCUUUAAUACUGUGUGAUGAUCAGUAAAGUUCUGCUCUCCUGCUUGGUAUUAAUCACAUUAUGUUUGAGAUGAUGUCACUGUCUUUCUUUUUUAAGCUGCUCACUGAAUAAUAAAAUUUUUAAAAUAUUGUGUCACAUUAAAAAAGGAAGCAAACCGAACCGUGUUUGUUCACCAUCUGAAGUUUAUUUUCAAUCACUUCAUUUACAAAUUCAAAAAAACAAAAACAAAGUGCAAAUAUCUGUUUUCUGUACGAGUAAUGCAUCGUCCGAUAAAUAGAGUUAAAAAUAAAAAAUAGGCAGGGCUCAAUGUUAGUGUGUUCCAGACAAAAUUAAAUUAAAAAAUGAUCACAAUAAAUCAAUAUAUAUACAACACAGUUAUUUUUUCAAUACAUUCUCUUGGCAUUUAAAAACAAAAACUUGAUCAUUAGCUUCAACAACACGGAGUGAGUUUUCAAAAACUAACUUCCUUCAAAGUUUCCAGUUUUUACGAACCGUUAGCAGCUGGGAGCGCCGACCCACCGAGCUUAUUUUACACUACAACAAAUAUCACGACACAGGAAAUGACCGAGCGGAUAGCAACACUGACCGUGCAGUCGAGGAGCGGGACGCAAAAACAAACAAACAAACAAACAAAAAAAAAAAAAAAAAA